AUGAAAACUAACUUGUCGCUUCGUCAAAUUGGUACUUUAUUUCGUGUUGAUUGUCCUGACCAAGAUAUUCGGAAAAGAGUAUCUGAUUCAUUUCAUUCAGUGACCGCUGCAUUUGAAAAAGUCAUUGUGCCGCAACACCUUGGCAUCGAACAUUUAACGAGAGAAAUGGCCUUAAGUCAUCAAACAGCAUAUACAAAAGCAUUUUAUGGAGAUAAUAUUUGUCUCAUUUGGGACGGCACCGACUUUUACUUCGACAGAAGUGACGACCAUGAACUAUAG
This is a messenger RNA of Didymodactylos carnosus, 279 nucleotides long. Lineage: Eukaryota; Metazoa; Rotifera; Eurotatoria; Philodinida; Philodinidae. The record is from the annotation of a GenBank genome assembly.